GGGCUCCCCCUUUUCUUUGGGGGAGAACCGGAGUUUUUGACACUGAGCCACCCAGCCGAUGUCAUCUCCUCCAUCGAGCUGUUGUUGCAGUUGUUCUUCUCAGACCCCUUCACGUGUUUCCUUCCCUCAACUGCCAUCUUUCUCCUCUGCUCUACUAGUAGUAGAGCUAGCUAGUCGAGGUUGGUUGUAUGAGAUAGCUUCUGCUUCAGCAGCCUCCACAGACUCGUCUCUGCUUUGCCUCUUGGAGCCUGGCAGUUGAGCUCCCCAGUUUGUGUGACGGCAGGUCUUUCUCGAUCAGUUUCCUUUCCGAAGAACAUUAUACGCAGCAAAUCACAGUCCUCGCUUGGUAGACUCUCAUUACUGGUAGUAUCCUUAUUAGAACAGACCUUGGGUUGAGCCAAAUAAUCAGAGUUGAACCAUGGGUUGCAAUCAAUCAAGCGAGGUGGAUGAAUACGAGGGGUCCGAGGAAGAAUACGGCGGAGGCCAGAAGAUCGAGACCCAGGCACCACCUCCCCAAUCCGUCGUAAAGAAGAAUGAUCGUGUGGAUGCCAUUGACCGUACUCGCACAAUCGAAACGGGAGGAAUACGGAUGCGCUUUGCGUAUUUGAGUCAGAGAGGAAAGUACCCCGAUGAUCCCGACAAACCCAAUCAAGAUGCCUACUGCAUCAAGCACAACUUUGCCAAUCAAAUGGAAGACGCCUUCUUUGGUGUCUUUGAUGGACACGGCAAGGAUGGGCACGGCUGUGCUCAAUUCACUCGUACGCAUCUUCCCGCCUUGGUAGAACGCUUCAUUGAAAAAGGAAAGUCCAAAGUCAACGCCCCUCCCAACGCGGACUUGUCACGAGAACAAACCCAUGCCGCACUCACCAAAGCUCACAUUGAAUGCAACAAGCACUUGCACAAAAACACACACAUUGACGACUCCUUGUCGGGGACCACCGCCAUUUCAGCCUAUAUUCACGGAAAACGAAACAGAAUCACCAUUGCCAAUGUCGGUGACAGUCGAGCCGUAUUGGGACAGGAAGUCAUGAUUCAGGGCACCAAGUCACUCAAGGCCCUACCACUCUCCAGAGAUCAAACGCCCUAUCGAAAGGAUGAACGAAAGAGAAUUAGACAAACCGGGGCACGCAUUUUGUCGCUCGAUCAGUUGGAAGGACUCGAACCAAUACCCGAUGAAGAAUCCGAUGGAGAAGGGGAUUUGGUGCUGGGAGAAGAACUCGACGAGGGCGGCGAUCCUCCUCGUGUCUGGAGUCCCAAUGGAGAUUAUCCCGGUACUGCCUUUACUCGGUCCGUGGGAGAUGCCAUGGCGGAAGAGCUAGGUGUCUUUGCAGAACCAGAAUUACUCACCCGAGAAAUCAUGCCACAGGACAAAAUGAUAGUGCUGGCAUCUGAUGGUGUAUUUGAGUUCUUGACCAAUCAAAGUGUCGUCGAUAUUUGCGCCAAAUUCGCUGAUCCAUUGGAGGCAUGCCGUGCCGUCGUGGCAGAAUCCUAUGAGUUGUGGCUCCAGUACGAGUUGCGUACGGACGAUAUCACCAUCAUUUGCAUCUUUGUCGAUAAUGUCGAUUCAGCAGUGGCAAGUCGAAAUAACGCCAUGGGUACUUCGUCGCGAGGAGGUUCGCAGAGCCAAGAGACGGCACCCGAGGCCGACGUCGACCCGCUGCUGCCCGCGGGUGGAUUAAGGCCAGUGCGAAAGACCAUGACCAAGGAAAAGUCCAAGGCGAUUGAGAAACUGAAAAAGCAGGGAGUUGGAGUGAUGGAUGUCAGUCCCGAUAUCGACAUUGAUCUGACCACGCUGUACACGGAAAAAUCAGAUGCAGAGAAAAAGCGUAUUUCAAAUGCAAUCAAGGCUUCUGUCAUGUUCCGAAAUAUUACCGAGGAACAACGCGAAAUGAUUUUUGGUGUCAUGGAGUCUGUAAAUGUAAAGGCAGAUACGUGGGUUAUCAAGCAAGGGACUGUUGGAGAUCGAUUCUACAUUAUUGAUGAAGGACGGUUUGAAGUACGAAUUGUGCCGGAUGACGAAGAGGACACUGAUGGCAACGGUGGGCACACCGUGCACGUUUAUGAAGGGUCAGUGGCCAAAAACGCACACCCUUGUUUUGGAGAGCUUGCAUUGAUGUACUCCGCACCACGUUCAGCGUCUAUUAUUGCCCAAACGGAUGGUCACCUGUGGGCCCUUCACCGAUUGGCCUUUCGACAAGUGCUGGCACAGUCCCAAGACACCCGACAGGAACUCAAGAAGAGUCUGGGCAAAAUCCCCGCCUUUAAAAGGCUGGAUACUCAUGGUAUUGACAAGAUUGCAGCGGCAAUGGAUGAGGCUACUUUUGGGCGUGGAGAAAAUAUUAUUGAACAAGGGAAGAGUUGUAGUAGUUUCUUUGUGGUGGCAAGCGGUCAAUGUGAACUUGUGAAACGCGUGAAUGGAAAAGUCCAGCACUCUACCUGUAAAGCAGGCGAUUGGUUCGGAGACGAAGCACUCAAGGGGGCUGGAGCAAGGUACAGUUCAACGUGCGUUGCUCUGCAAACAACAUCUUGCUGGCAGAUGGAUGCUGCUUCAAUGCAAAAGAUUGUGAUGCCGUUGAUCAUGUAGCUAGCAAGCGUCGGAUGUCAAAUAUUUCUAUGUAAUACCGGUAGCACUCUUGGCAGAUAGAAGAUGCCAAUUUGAGGGCUCGUUUGCACCAUGGUUAUCCGAGUAUAAUAUGAACAAUGAAUAAUAAUGGAGCUUCUUGAUGUUAGACC
Molecule: messenger RNA, 2733 nt
Organism: Seminavis robusta
Lineage: Eukaryota; Bacillariophyta; Bacillariophyceae; Naviculales; Naviculaceae
Source: the annotation of a GenBank genome assembly